Messenger RNA from Cladophialophora yegresii CBS 114405, 2202 nucleotides. RefSeq names its product homeobox protein cut-like protein. Gene Ontology annotation, biological process: intra-Golgi vesicle-mediated transport. The transcript has 3 exons. Bases 1 to 2202 code for a protein of 733 amino acids. NCBI's taxonomy places the organism in Eukaryota, Fungi, Ascomycota, Eurotiomycetes, Chaetothyriales, Herpotrichiellaceae. The record is from RefSeq and is a predicted model, not a curated record. Gene Ontology annotation, cellular component: Golgi membrane.
AUGGACGUGUUGGCCGUCUCGGAGGCCCAUGCCUUGACCACGGGGAAUGAUGAGCUUCAACGAGGGACAGGCGGGGAGGGUGCCAUAGGUUCACCGGAGAACAAGUUCCAAAAAGCGAUAGCAGCAUGGCGGAACAUUGAUCUUUCGUCGUUGAUGCCGCAGCUGGAUGCAACGGCCUCAGAAUUGGUUGCGCAGCAGAAGGAGGCUUUGCUCGAAAGGAAAGAGUUGGCUCAGAAAACGAAAGAGUUCCGAAAGCUAGAAGAUGCGGCCAAAUUGACAGAGUACAAGUCUCUCUUGAAAUCGUACCAGACAUUCAUUGAUUUGAUUACCGGCCAUGGCAAGACCUCCUCCUCCGCAUUUCUUCAGCUAUACCAGCCUCUCUCUGAAGCUCCAGAUCCGUUCCCUCUCCUCGAAGCAUCCGUCGACUCUCUCGUUGCCUCGGAAGAUACCGUACCUAAGCUUACCACGGAGAAUCAGCAGCUGUUGGCUAGAGUGAAAAAGUUGACUGCGCAGCUUGAGGAAACGGAGCAGAAACUGCAGAACGAGAGCAAGGCGAGAAAAGAUGCCGAGGCCGGUACAGGAAGCCAGGUCCAGCAGGUGGAAGAAAAAUGGGAGAAGGUUUUGGAAGAAAAGCAGAGCAACUGGACAGCGAAAGAACGGUCCCUGGAGGAGAAGAUUGACAAUCAAGACAAAUUGCUCAAAGAGCUGAAAGCCAGCUACGAGGUGUCGCAGCGUCUUCAAGAUGGUUCUGGCGAAGCUACCUCUUCCAAAGCCGCGGCAGCCGAAUUGGAAAUGAUGAGUUCCGAACUUGACAGGACAAGUGCACGUCUUGCUGAGAUGGAGGCAAGGAAUGAGCAGCUAAGAGUCGACCUUGCUCAUGUCACCUCACAAUCGUCUCGGAACCACGAUAUUGAAGAUGAUCCUGCCUUCCUCCGCCUUCAAUCAGAGAACUCAUCACUACUUCGGAAAAACGAAGCGGCGAGGUUCGAGAGGCAAGCGGAGAGACGAGAAUUGGACAACAAAAUACGUCAAGCUGACAGACAACGAUCUCAACUAGCAGCAGACAAUGACGACUUGCGUGCUAAAGUAAGCAAAUGGUCUGACUACGAAGACCUGAAGCGGGAGCUUGACACUCUUCGAUCGAUAGAACUAUCCAUGGGCGUCGAGGAGGAUGGGGAUGAGACUCCUGCAAACGGGUCGGCGGAGCAUGGUGCUAAACAAUCGUUGGAACAACUUUUGCUCGCCAAAAACAAAAAGCUGAGCGACGACCUUACCUUGCUCCGAGUAUCACACCAAGAUCUGCAGAGUCAGCUGGAAGAUCUGCAAGAGGAGUUGUCGCGCACCAAUGCCGAGCUGGAGAAGGCUCAAAAACUGUCUUCGACGCUGGAAAAUGAUUUGAUGCGGGUGCAAGAAGAGGCCGAGCAUGUUCUUCCCUCUUCAGGAAUGUCAGUUGCCGGGACUUAUGUCUCCCGACACCCGACUGGCUCUUUACGGCGGGGAAGGGCAUCACCUACGUCCUCGAUCAUCUCAGGGUACGACACACAACGGCGGACCAACACUCUCGACUCGCUUCGAGCAGGAGAAGGUGUGGGGGGUGGCUCAGGCAUUCUCCCCAUGAUCCAAGCCCAACGGGAUCGCUUCAAGCAGAAAAAUCAGCAACUUGAGGAGGAACUCUCCAAGACUUAUGCAACAGUGACGUCGCUACGGCAGGAGAUUGCGUCCUUGCAAAAGGACAACCUGAGCCUCUAUGAAAAGACUCGCUACAUCUCCGCCUACAACCGUGGUCCAGCAACUUCCUCUUCAUCCUAUUCCGGGGCGCCUUCAAACACUGCAGCGUAUGCAGAAGACACGACUACGGAUCGAUGGAAGUCGCAGUAUGAAGCCAACAUCUCACCCUUCGCCGCCUUCCGCGGUCGAGAAGCUGCACGUGCUUACAAGCGCAUGAGUUUCCCCGAGAGAAUCAUCUUCUCGGUGACGAGAAUGGUGCUUGCCACCAGACUUUCGCGCAACCUCUUUGCCGGGUACUGCCUCGCACUGCACAUGUUGGUGUUUGUCAUGCUCUACUGGAUGGGGACUGCCGACAUCGAUCGAAGUGCCGUCCACUUGGGCGAAGCCGCGGCCGUAGCAGGCGUUGCAGGGCUUCGGGCUGACCAUGUUGCUGAUUCCUUGGCCGGAGAUUGGAAGCAGGAAGGAUUUGGAUAG